CGCAUCACCAGCAUCGCUGCGGAAACGGCAACGGAAACAGUCCUUUAACCAGAUCAUUCACGCCUACAAGAUGGAUAAGCGAAAGGAUAGGAAGAAGAAUGGUGGUGCAGCGCCUCAGGCGCGAAUUACCGACGAGCGAUUCGCCAGCUUCCAGACCGAUCCUCGAUUCCGGCUGCCGUCGAAGAAGCACAUGAAGACGACUGUCGACAAGCGAUUCGCGGGCAUGCUCAAGGACAAUGACUUCACGGCCACCGCUCGAGUAGACAAGUACGGACGCAAGAUUAAGUCGGAUUCUAAGAAGAAAGCCCUGCAAAGACUCUACCAGCUAGAGGAUGAGGAGGAAGACGAUGAAGACGACUCCGAUGAAGAGGAGGCCGACAAGCCAGCAAUGGGCAAGAAGAACGACGGAGAAGAGGACGAAGAUGACGAGGAGGAAGAAGAGGAAGAGGAAGAGGAUAUUGAGGUUGACGAUGACGAGAUCGUUGAAAGAGAGCUGGCAGCUGCUGCCAGGCCACGAAAAUUUGACCCCGCGCGAGAGGGAGGCUUCUCUUCCUCCGAAGACUCAGAUUCCGAUGAUGAUUCUGAAGAAGAAGAAGAGUUGGAUCUUGCUACCGGUGGCGAUAUGCAGCGACUAGAACGAGAGGAGAUCCAGACCGGAGAAGUUACGAAUCGGAUAGCCAUCGUCAACCUCGACUGGGACCACGUCAAAUCAACAGACCUGAUGGCCUUGUUCACCAGCUUUAUUCCUACCAAUGACAGUGGCAAGGUCCUCAAUGUUUCCGUAUACCCAAGCGAAUUCGGAAAAGAACGUAUGCAGCAAGAAGAGAUUGAGGGCCCACCCAAGCAGCUCUUUAAGAAGGGAAAGAAGGACGAAGAGUCUGACGACGAAAGCGCAUCUAACAGCGAAGCCGAAGAGGCCGCUAUCAAGAAGAAACUGAUUCAAGAAGGCGACGACCAAGAUUUCGACAGCGACGCCUUGAGAGCAUAUCAGCUUGACAGGCUACGGUACUACUAUGCCAUAAUGACCUGCUCAAGUAAAACCACCGCCCAAGCUAUCUACGAAGCAACCGACGGAACCGAAUAUCAAGCCUCAUCCAACUUCAUCGAUCUGCGGUUUGUCCCAGAUGAUGUUACAUUUGAUGACGAGCCUAGAGAUCAAUGCGACAAGGUACCCGAUUCAUACAAGCCCAUUGAGUUCGUCACCAAUGCGCUACAAAGCUCAAAAGUCAAGCUCACAUGGGACAUGCACCCUGAAGAGAUCAACCGCAAAGAAUCCAUCAAGCGAGCCUUCAAGGGGAGCAGAGCUGAGAUUGACGAACAAGACCUGAAAGCCUACCUCGCUGGUGACAGCGAUAGCGAAGAGGACGAAGAAGAUGAAGAUGCUGGCGACGCAGUUGCUGACGGCGAACCCAAGCUGUCCAAGAAAGAACUGGCUCGGCAAAAGAUGCGUGAGGCUCUUGGUCUUGCGGCUGAGCCAGAGUCUAAAAAAUCCAAGGAUGGCCCUGUGGGUGAAAUGGAAGUCACUUUCACUCCGGCUCUAUCAGGCGAGAAAGCCAAGAAGGACGAAAGGGAAGAGACUACAAUCGAGAAGUACGCCCGCAAAGAGCGAGAGAGGAAAGAGAAGAAGCGACAAGCUGCCAAGGCUAAGCGCGAAGCCCUUAAUGGCGACGACGGUGAAUCUGAUAGUGAUGUCCAUGUUGCUACUGGUGGUGGCGAGGAUGACGGCGAAGACCUUGGCUUCGAUGACCCCUUCUUCACCACUGAAGACCCCGCCCCUACAUCCAAGACAUCUAUCCGCAAGGAAGAGCGCCGCAAGAAGCGUGAGGCACGUGAAGCCGCCGAAGCCCGCGACGCCGAAGAAAAGGCCCAUCUGUCCAAGGUCAUGGCUGAGGACGCGAAUGACAACCAGGCGGACCAUCUUGACCACUUCGACAUGAAUGAGAUUCUGCGUGCGGAGAAGCAAAAAGGCAAGAAGGCCAAGUACCAGAAGAAGAGCAAAGAUGCUGCUGGUCUGCAGUCAGACUUCAAGAUGGAUGUCAAGGAUGACCGCUUCAAGGCUGUGUUUGAUAGCCAUGAGUUUGCCAUUGAUCCUUCUAAUCCGAAGUUCAAGGCUACGGAGGGAAUGAAGAAGCUGUUGGAGGAGGGCCGAAAGAAGCGGAAGACGCCCGGUGGUGCUGAUGAAGAGGAUAGACCGCGUGAAAAGAAGAGUAAGAAGGGACGGCGAUGA
Messenger RNA from Trichoderma virens Gv29-8, 2227 nucleotides. RefSeq lists its product as uncharacterized. Gene Ontology annotation, cellular component: nucleus. Gene Ontology annotation, molecular function: RNA binding. The transcript has a single exon. The record is from RefSeq and is a predicted model, not a curated record. Lineage: Eukaryota; Fungi; Ascomycota; Sordariomycetes; Hypocreales; Hypocreaceae. Gene Ontology annotation, biological process: rRNA processing. The coding region runs from base 71 to 2227 and encodes 718 amino acids.